CCGAGGAUAAUCCUUGUCUUGUCCAAGGGCGAUCAUUUUCAUACGCAACGUGAAAUAAUCAGAUGAUGACUUGUAAAGAAAGAUCUGCGGGGCUGGCUGUGAUCCCAUGUGUGCAUCGCAUGGUGAAGGCCAUCAUCCAUUCGGUACCGGAUGCAGAGCGAGCGUGACGAAGCGCGCAGCAGCUUACCAACGAAGAAUGAGCGCACCACCACCCUUUCUUCCCGAGGUCUUUCGGCGCGCCUGACUCGAUCGACCUGGUUUGGAAUCAAACGGCGCGCAGCAGGAACGAGCUGCCGCUACCGAGGAAAAACCAUAUAUCGGUUCGCAACGUUUCUAGGGAUUCAGAUCGAGAGUCUCAUCAUUGACAGUUGGAGUUAUCCGUCGUACCCGUCAUGCCAGGAUGUAAGGCCGCUUGACCAUGUGUGUCCAUGUGUGUGUGCCUGCGAUCGGCCCGCCUCGCAGCCCGACGAAGGUCAUGAUAGGCUUCUCGGUAGGAGAAGCCACCAAGUCCGAGGACAGCGCGGGAAGUUUUGGAUCCAAUGGAUGUAUUCCUCCACUAGACGACAUAGACGAGAUCUCACCAGUCUCUUGUUCUUCCACUCAAACAUGGCGGUCAGACAACAUUCAGUCGAGGAGGCAGUAUGGAAAUGCGUGUUCUGGGCCAAAACAUCCCGCGUGGAGAUGUUUGUGUGUGUGUAUGCCCCACUCGUGAGUCCUUCUUUCUGCGUGAGCGUUGCAGCCGUUUGUUUCGCCAUGGGGCGCCGGCAACGUCACGUCCUCGAAUGGAAAAAUCUUCGAUUUUACUUUCCGCACGCCCGCACACCCCAACAACGGCUCUCGAUAGUCUCAAACGCUGGCGCCUAAAAGACAGGCCCCUUCUCGUAAAGCCGUUGUGGCUAUUCAGACGUCGGGUGAUGAUGGAUUUGAAAGAUGCGUAGGAGCCGUGCACCCUUUUCAUUUUCCAUCACCUCGAUGAGGUCGUCCAAAAGCGGAAGCCAGGGAUGUCUACACCAUCACCAACGAUGAGAGAAAGUAAAAUAUAUUGAUU
Molecule: messenger RNA, 1048 nt
Organism: Dissoconium aciculare CBS 342.82
Lineage: Eukaryota; Fungi; Ascomycota; Dothideomycetes; Mycosphaerellales; Dissoconiaceae
Exons: 1
Coding region: 151-864 (237 amino acids)
Source: RefSeq, a predicted model, not a curated record